AUGGGUAAAUCUAAGAAAAGAUCAAGAACUUCUGCUAAUAGAGCUAACCCUCUACAGGGUAAUAAGAACAAUAAUAAUAAGAAAGAUAAUGCUACUGUUACUAAAAAGAUUCUACCUUUAUUACAAAAAUUAACUUGUGCUGUCCCAAAUGAUAGAUCGAUGGCUUUACAAUCAAUCACUGUGUUAUGUGAGGACCCUCAUAUGAGAAAGUUAAUGUUAAAGGAAAAAUUGGUUCAUAUCAUAUUAAGCAAUUUACUUACUGAUAAUGAUGCAGAAAUUGUUGUAGAAGCUUAUGGUCUCCUGAGAAACAUUGCUCUAGAAGAAGGUUAUGAUGUGUCUACUUACUUAUGGAGAUCUAACAUUUGGUUGAGUAUUGUAAGUGGCUUCGAAAAAGUUGAAACUUCAUUAACUGCGAUAAAAGAUGCACAAAAUAAAUCCACCACUGAGUCAAAAAGAAUGGUAUCAGAUUUAGCUGAUAACUUGUUGAGUCUGUUGGUAGCAUUGUGCAAUGGUUCAGAUGACAUUCUUAACGAAGUAUUGGAAUCCGAAAAACUAUCAAAAAUAUUCAAGUUCAUUUCAACCUUAUUGGAUUUUGGCUACCAAAAUUUGCCUAUUAACUUAUUCAAUACAAUUCUUGAUUUGAUUUAUGAUUUCAGUUCUGAAUCAUUUUCAUUCAUAACUAAUGUGACAAAUGAUUCAAAAUUAUCAGUUUUUGUCAAGACUUUACCAGAAUUGAUGAAUGACCCUCACUUUAACGAAUUGACAAAAGUGCUAAUCCAAGGUAUCUAUUUACAAUUUUUAGAUAUGGAUAUCACGCCAGAAAACAUCAAUGAAAUUGUCCGUUCUAUCCAAAACUCGAUUAAUGACAUCGAUUUGGCCACUGUUAAAUCAGAUUUGUCGAUCACCGCUGAAGCAGAUGAACAAUUGAUGAAAGCAGAUGACAGUAAAGUUGCCUCUAAAAUUAAAGAUUACACCAAGAGACGUAACUUAGCAAUGAUGAGAUAUCAGAGUAUAGAAAUUGCCAUUGAUUUAAUAACUGCAUCAACUGAGAUUCUUGCUUCAUUAUAUGAAGAAAAAAAUAAUAAACAACUACCAGAUCAACUGAUAGAUCUAUUAACAGUCAUCUUACCAAACAUUUUCCAAGCAUUAUCUGCAGAAUUCACUUCUCGUAUAUUGAUUGCCUGGAAUAAUUUACUAUGGUUAUACAUUACAUUGGGUGUCGAUCUUUUCGAAUCAGAGAAGUCUUCUACCGAAUUAGUACAAUUCAUUUCCGGUCUAACAGACAUCCAAGCCUCUGAUUUGGGUAUCAAGAUGGGUAGAUAUAGUGUAAUAUGGGCCCUAUUGAAAACUGUCUCAUUACAUGAAGAUCAGUUGAAAUAUUUACAAUUCUUACAAUUAUCUAACAAUUUAAGUUUUGUCAAUGCUGUAAUUGAAGAUUAUAACAAUGCUGCUAAAAUUAUGGACAGCGAGGACCAUCUUGAAUUAAGACAAAGAUGUUGUGAUGUAUUGAGUGCUUAUGCUACAUUCCAAGGACAAGUUUCGAUAAAUCAAGCAAUUGGUAAAUUUUUCUUAUCACAACUGAUAUCUCCAAAGACACCACAAUCACUGUUAGUUGACAUAUCUAAUAUGUUUUUCGAAAUAUACUGUGAUGGACAAUUUGAUUACGACGAACCUGUGUUUGUCCAAGAAGGAUUCCUGAAAGUAUUAAAAGAAGAAGUGGUUCCAAAUUUGAGAAAGAUGUUCAAAUUAGUCGAUAAAAAUAAAGAACCAGAGUUAAAAGAAAAAUGUAAUGUCUGUUUUAACACAUUGGACAGCUUCAUACAUUACAAGGCCAGUGAAAAAGGUCAAUAA
Vanderwaltozyma polyspora DSM 70294 is the source of this 1851-nucleotide messenger RNA. RefSeq names its product Syo1p (gene SYO1). The transcript has a single exon. The record is from RefSeq and is a predicted model, not a curated record. Gene Ontology annotation, biological process: protein import into nucleus; ribosomal large subunit biogenesis. Bases 1 to 1851 code for a protein of 616 amino acids. Lineage: Eukaryota; Fungi; Ascomycota; Saccharomycetes; Saccharomycetales; Saccharomycetaceae.